This is a messenger RNA of Cucurbita maxima (winter squash), 2379 nucleotides long. Its product is annotated as pentatricopeptide repeat-containing protein At1g08070, chloroplastic-like. Bases 120 to 1937 code for a protein of 605 amino acids. The transcript has a single exon. Gene Ontology annotation, biological process: RNA modification. Gene Ontology annotation, cellular component: intracellular membrane-bounded organelle. The record is from RefSeq and is a predicted model, not a curated record. NCBI's taxonomy places the organism in Eukaryota, Viridiplantae, Streptophyta, Magnoliopsida, Cucurbitales, Cucurbitaceae. Gene Ontology annotation, molecular function: protein binding; RNA binding.
GGAAUUCUGAAUUUCUUCCCGUAAAGAUCUGUGUGCGCUUCUCAUUCUGUUCUUUGUUCAGUGGAUGAAGUUCAUGAUCGGGAAGUGUUCGAUGAUAUGUCUCAGAAGCCAAAACGCAAAUGGUUAAUGGCAAAUCUUAUGCUAUGCGCUCUUCGUGUAUAAAUCCUGAGUUCAUCAAUCUCUCCGACCUCCUCCAAGGCCGGAUUAAUAGUUCCCGCCUCCGUCAAAUUCACGGCCGCGUCUUUCGUCUGCUGAAGCAUCAGGACAAUCUAAUCGCAACUCGACUAAUCGGCCACUACCCACAUUCUGUUGGAAUCAGAGUCUUCAAUCAACUCCUACGGCCGAACAUAUUUCCUUGCAACGCGAUUAUCAGAGUACUUGCUGAAUCGAAUUGUUCGUUUCUUGCCUUUUCCAUCUUCAAAUCUUUGAAGCGGCUUUCACUUUCCCCUAAUGAUUUCACUUUUUCUUUCCUUCUCAAGGCGUUUCACCGUUCCAGCCAUUCUCCUAAUGUGAAACAAGUUCAUACCCAGGUCAUGAAAAUGGGUUAUUUGGGUGAUUCUUUUAUCUCCAAUGCUCUUCUUGGAGUCUACGCGAGAGGUUUACAGGAUAUGUGUUCUGCACAUAACAUGUUCGACGAAAUGUCUGAGAGAGAAAUGGCUUGUUGUUGGACUUCUUUGAUUGCUGGCUAUGCUCAUAUGGGUCUUGUUGAAAAGGCUCUGCUGCUUUUUGUGAUGAUGAUCAAAGAGAAUAUCCAGCCCGUGGAUGACACCAUGGUUAGUGUUCUAUCUGCUUGUUCUAAGCUUCAAAUUGCUGAAAUUGAAAAAUGGGUUGCAGAAUUAACACAAUUGAUUAAUGAAUUUGCUUCCUGUGGUGAUUCAAUCAAUAUUGUUCUUGUUUAUCUAUAUGGGAAGUGGGGGAAGAUUGAGAAGAGUGAAGAAAAGUUCAGUGAAAUUGUUGAUAAGAGAAGUGCUAUUGUUUGGAAUUCAAUGAUAAAUGCAUAUUUUCAAAACGGUUGCCCUGUGGAGGCCUUGACCCUUUUCCGUCUAAUGCUUGAGAAUCCCCAUUGCAAACCCAACCAUGUCACAAUGGUUACCGUCCUUUCGGCUUGCGCUCAAAUUGGAGAUUUGCAGCUCGGUCGUCGGGUUCAUGAAGCUCUCGAACACGGCGGGCGCAGAGGUAUCAUUGCAUCAAACAAAAUGUUGGCCACUGCAUUGAUUGAUAUGUAUUGUAAAAGUGGGAGUUUGGAGAAGGCAAAACAAGUUUUUCAUGAACUAAUCUGCAAAGAUGUAAUCUCCUUCAAUGCCAUGAUCAUGGGCCUUGCAGUAAACGGCAAAGCCGAUGAGGCAUUGAAGCUUUUCUCCCAAAUGCAAGAGUCUGAUAUAAAACCAACCACUGGAACAUUCAUUGGCUUACUAUCUGCUUGUAGCCAUUCGGGGUUUCUCGAACAAGGACAUCAAAUCUUCAUUCAAAUGGCUACCCGCUACUCGACGUCACCUAGUCUAGAACACUAUGCUUGUUACAUUGAUCUCCUUGCUCGAGCGGGCUGUGUUGAGGACGCUCUUAAAGUUGUUUCAACCAUGCCUUUUGAACCUAAUAACUUUGUUUGGAGUUCUCUGCUGAGAGGCUGCCUGCUUCAUUCGAGAUUCGAGUUGGCACGAUAUGUUUCGAAAAAGCUUGUUGAAGUAGAUCCUGAAAGCUCUGCUGGGUAUGUAAUGCAGGCGAAUUCAUUUGCCACUGAUCUUCAAUGGGAUGAUGUCUCGGCUUUGAGAUGGUUUAUGAGAGAAAAGGGUGUUCAUAAGCAGCCAGGGCGGAGUUGGAUCAGUAUAAAUGGGAUUGUGCAUGAAUUCUUCUCGGCAACCAAAUCACAUCCUUGUGUUGAUCUGUUAUACAGUACGUUGAGUGAGCUUGAAAGGCAAAUGAAGCUGGUAAUCCCAUAGAAAAGAAGCCUCACAAGGUAUUGAAUGCGUUUAUCUAGCAAUCAUUUUACCUUUGUGAAAUUUUGGGCGAAGAUUCCAGGCAAGAAAUCUGUAGGGAUUGCUCUACAGAAUUUUUUUUCCCUUACGGGAAUUUGGAGGGCUCAAGGGUGCAUACGGGAGCGAGGAAUAUAAUCGUCGUUUUUGUCCCCGUUUGAUUAAGAGGGAUAAAGUACCUUCUCACUCAUUCCCUCGUUCUCCAUUUAAAUGGGGAUUCACCCCCUUAUAAUUAUUGAUAAACACUAGACAACUAUAUAUUCCUUGUUUUUGUCCCCGUUUGCCUAAGAGGGAUAAAAUACUUGCUCACUCCUUCCCUCCAUUUAAAUGGGAUUCACGAUUGGAUUCCUUCCCUCCAUUUAAAUGGGAUUCACGAUUGGAUUCCUUCCCUCUAUUUAAAUGAGAUUCA